UAAAAACCCGUCAGUUUGUGAAAAUGUGUUAGUGCGCACUGUCAGGACUGGAAGCGAACUCCUUUGACCAUCUAUUACGCUUCUCUAUAACUGUUCUUCACUUGACACUGUCUAACCUGCCUUUAAUUGGAUUUUGUGAAGUGAAGAAAAACGCAAAUUUUGACCAGCAGGUAACAUUUCUGGUACUAAUUGAAGAGCGGAAACCUUCAUUAUCUUGUGGACAGCAUAUUUGGCAUUUAUUAAGUAGCCAUGCCUGUAGUCAGAGGAUUGUUUGCUCUCAUACUGGGGUCGUCGGUGUUCUUCCCUAGAACUGAUUCUGCGUUGCCAGGCGACGCGGGAUGCGCAGCAUCGAUUAUCUGUCCUAUAGUUUUUGACGAGAUGACAAAUACUGAGGUGCAGCUGGUACCUAAAUUGGUUCUACCCUCGUCUAGCGUCAUGUCAAACUUAAUGGAGUCUGCUGGUGUCUCCGGUGGGAACAAGUGGACCUGUAGCUAUCCAGAUAUUGAUGACUGUGCAAGUUCCCCUUGUAGCAGUCGACACCGUUGUAUAGAUGGAGAAAGGUCUUACAAAUGCGAGUGUAUAGCCGGUUAUGCUGGGCCGAACUGCGAAGUUGAUAUCAACGAAUGUGCCAGUAACCCCUGUCAGAAUGGAGGAACAUGCGUGGAUAAACUAAACCGUUAUUCCUGCUCUUGCCACAAAGGUUUUGAUAGUGGCCAAUGCCAAACGAGAAAAAUGUACAAGUCUACUACAUGCGAAGACGACAUCAUAACCCUAGAUUGUGGACAGGACAACUGCAUUCAUAUCGUAGAUGCAAACUUCGGUAGGAUUUCUGGCGCACAAAUUUGUUCCACCAAUAGGACACUGACUGUGGAUUGUUUCGCAGACUCAUUAUUGGCAGUGAGAACGUCAUGCGAAGGGGUAUCUAGUUGUACCAUGACCGUCAACACGGCAACGUUUGGAGACCCUUGCUUCUCUAUACCGAAGUACCUCACCAUUAAACAUCAGUGCUUGUGUGGCUUUCACACUAAUGACAGUGGCACCAACCAUAAUUAUCACUGGCUGUUCCCGGUUAGUCGGAUCCAAAACGGAGAGUUCAAGUUUCUUGUGAGAGCGGAUAACGACGUGCAUGUUGGACUGGCUAACCGAGCAUCCCUAUAUGGGGAGUAUGUCGAAUUCGCAUUUUGUGGAUGGGACAACUCUGCUGCUGGAAUUAAGCGAGACUGCGUCGAUUGUUUACCAGUCAUCAAAGUACCGGGUACUCUCUGCCAAACCGAUGCCUUCACGGAUUUGUGGAUAACCUUUGCCGACGGACUCUACCAAGUGGGGUUAGCAGACCAAACCGAACCGUUUAUCCAGUGGCAGGAUCCGAACCCUUUUGACGUCACUCAUUUGGGCGUGUUCUCUGGCUACGGCUCCGACGCUGAUUGGAUGUUUUACUCGCACUGUAUCCCAUAAUACUUUCACGGUUGUACUGCGCAUGGUUCGCAAUCACGGAAAUUAAAACACGAAAAUACAUUUUCAGUUCUGAGUUUGCGAUCACCAUUUCGUUGGCAGGCAAAACAGAGUCUCUGAACUGCAAGGCCAUGUAGACUGCACAAUCUACUGUUCUGCAUAGAUUAUGAACUAUUAUAUUAGAUAUAGCCGGAGAGCGAAAAGGAUAGGAAAGGCUCAAGGCUUUAUUAAAUUGUGUUUAAGUGUAAAAGAAAGGUCUGUGUUUGCAGAUUGAUCAAUAUCCUUCAUUAACUAAAUUCUAACUUCUUUUCAGAGUUAAAUUUGGUAAAACCAUGAUAUUCUUAGCACUGAUUUUUCUAGGUUUUAACUUGUUUUUUUGAAAAUGUCAAGUAUUUUCUUUAGAAUGACUGACAUUUUAAGCUAAUUCUGUUGAUUAUAGCGAAGAGAAAGUUCCAAACUUCUGCAGAGAUUUUCUUCGAAAGUAAUGUCAUAAGCAAAUAAGGGUGGGGGGGGGGGGGGGUGGUUCUUUUUUUAACCAGCUUCCAAUUCGAUUUACACAUUUUCCUUUGAUUACUGUAUGUGACCUUAUUGAAUGAAGAACGUGGAAUGGAAGAACGCCCUCUGCUGAUUAGUAAUACACUAGUUAGUCUCGGUACAGUUGUAAUCCACUUUAAGCGUGAAUUAACGUUGUUCCACUCACAUGCUCAAUCACCCAGACCUUGAUAAUUUUACCUAUUCCAGACUCGGGACUUGAAUGCUCUGUAUAAA
Strongylocentrotus purpuratus (purple sea urchin) is the source of this 2220-nucleotide messenger RNA. Its product is annotated as fibropellin-1-like. Gene Ontology annotation, molecular function: carbohydrate binding; calcium ion binding. Gene Ontology annotation, cellular component: plasma membrane; protein-containing complex. Gene Ontology annotation, biological process: establishment or maintenance of epithelial cell apical/basal polarity; heterophilic cell-cell adhesion. The record is from RefSeq and is a predicted model, not a curated record. Bases 250 to 1455 code for a protein of 401 amino acids. The transcript is spliced from 7 exons. NCBI's taxonomy places the organism in Eukaryota, Metazoa, Echinodermata, Echinoidea, Camarodonta, Strongylocentrotidae.